AUGAUCAGAAGAUCACUUGUGCUGUUCAAUGCCGACUCAGGUGCCCUGAAACGCCGUCUGGAGCAGCUGGCUGAGGACGCGCGUCCCGUAGCCGACGAUCCACGGGCAGGCGCGAUCCCGGACGCCUUGCCCGUGGAUCUGCCCAAGUUGCGGUCCAAGCUAGAUCAAAUCGAAAACCAGAACUUCGACCACCAAUACCAGAGAGAAAUCGGCUACAGCAAAAUCCCCACGUAUGCGGGCAAGCAAGAGCGAGAGAUUGCGAGCUCCAAAGUGUGGACGGGCAAGGAGUCUGUCUACGAUGCGUCGCUGAGAAUGCUCAGCGACAAGUACAAGCCGAUGCCCAAGGCAAACGUGCGGCAGAGGCUCCACAACGCCCGCGACGGGGCCCUCGACUACCAACUGGACAAACUAUCCGACAAAACCAAAGCCAAGCCCGAGGACGACCAGUUUGCCGAAAUGUACAGAGAGCGACUGUUAGGCCCUGCGCAGUUUCUUGGGGACUCGUUCGCGUCUGUAGACAACUCUGUGCGGUCGCUGGCCGACCAGCGGAUCCAGGAAGCGCAGCGGCGCGGCGAGUUCCGUAAUCUUCCCCGGGGAAAACCGCUUCCUAGAGACUACACCAGCAAUAACGCAUUUAUUGACCGCACAGAAUACCAUUUGAACAACAUACUGAAACGGCAGGAGGCCGUGCCGCCGUGGAUCGAGAAACAGGGCAGUGUGGAGGCCCAGAUCCGCCAGUUUCGGCGCCAGCUCGACUCCGAUUGGACACUACAGGCGGUGCACAUUGUUUGCGAGAAACACUCGAGAGAAAGCGACGCGGACAAGAUCAAGAUUAUGAGCCAGUACGCACAGGCGGAGCACAGCGACGGCCCGUGCCAUAGGAAGCUGCGCAGCAGCCAAUGGGAACAAAAAUACACCAAGUAUCUGGACGUCAAAUUAAAAGCGUUGAACGACAGCAUCCGAGGUUACAAUCUGCAGGCUCCUUUGGCGUCGCAGAAACUGUAUCUGCGCGCAACCACGGAGCUGGAAAAAUGCUACCGGCGGUGUGCGGAACAUCUGGAGGCGGCGAUCAAGAGACACCUGCUGGGCUCCUCGAUAACCCCGAGAUCAGACCGGGUUCCUGGGUAUCGGGAGGUGAGGCAGCGGGACAUCCGUCAGGUGUACCAGGCGCCGACCGAGAGUCUCGGGAAACAGCUGCUCGACAUGUUCCGCUGGCGGCGCAAGGACGAAUGA
Molecule: messenger RNA, 1233 nt
Organism: Ogataea angusta
Lineage: Eukaryota; Fungi; Ascomycota; Pichiomycetes; Pichiales; Pichiaceae
Exons: 1
Coding region: 1-1233 (410 amino acids)
Source: RefSeq, a predicted model, not a curated record